This is a messenger RNA of Drosophila busckii, 804 nucleotides long. Its product is annotated as proteasome subunit beta type-6. The record is from RefSeq and is a predicted model, not a curated record. Gene Ontology annotation, molecular function: threonine-type endopeptidase activity. The coding region runs from base 51 to 734 and encodes 227 amino acids. Gene Ontology annotation, cellular component: proteasome core complex. NCBI's taxonomy places the organism in Eukaryota, Metazoa, Arthropoda, Insecta, Diptera, Drosophilidae. The transcript has 2 exons.
AGCUUAACAAUUCGUAUAUAGUUUAUAUAAAGUUUAAAUUCUUAUAACAAAUGGCAGCGAAACACAAUUUGGAUGUCAUAAGCGAUGGUACCACCAUCAUAGCUGUGGAAUACGCUGGCGGCGUUGUGAUUGCUGCGGACUCGCGCACCAGCUGCCGCUCCUAUGUGUCCAAUCGAUUGGCGGACAAGCUGACGCGUCUAACCGAUCACAUUUAUUGCUGUCGCAGCGGCGCCGCUGCGCAGACACAAACUAUGGCGGACUUAAUCACUCAUCUGCUCAAUGUGCAGCAGAUGAGCAUGGGAAAGCCGCCGCUGGUCUAUGAUGCCGCCAGCCGCUUUCGCGAGCUCAUUUACACGCAUCGCUCGAGCACUGUGGCCAGCAUUAUUGUGGCUGGCUGGGAUGAGCUGCAUGGUGGCCAAGUGUAUAGCAUACCCAUUAGCGGUUUCUUAUGCCGCGAGCCUUGCGCUCUGGGCGGCUCUGGCUCGUCGUAUCUGCAUGGCUUUGUUAGCGCCGAGCAUCGCACGGGCAUGAGCAAGGACGAGUGCAUGCGCUUUGUGCUCAAGGCGGUGCGCCUGGCUAUUAAGCACGAUUGCCAUUCCGGCGGCGUUGUGCGCAUUGGUGUCAUCAACAAGGAUGGCAUGCAGGCUCAUGUCAUAGCCGCCGAUGAGCUGCAGCAUUUCAGUUUUGCCAAUGAACUUUUAUGGAAAUUGGAAUUUGGUGCAGAUGAGUCGUAAAAUUUGUCAAGUGUAAAGUGCAAUUGUGAAUUGCAAUUAAGCUAUUUAUUAUUUAAUAAAUAAUGCUCUG